GAAUGUAUUGUGUUUGGUGAAGUAUAUUUAAUGUAAUGUAGACUAAUUCAGCUUUAAGUUUGAUACCACUAAAUGAGCACUUUCAGGUCAGAUAUUGAAAUGAAUGAAGAUGGAGGAAAUGAGGUAUGCAGAUGACUAGUAUAACCUCACUAAUCUGAUUUGUUCAGUGUGGUUGACUCGCGAGCUGGUGUGGGAAAAUAUUUCUAGAAGACUUGAGGAGCCACACCGUCCCUCAUUAAAACUACAUUGUGUGCAAUUUCACACAUACCACGCUUCCAGGCUUUCCAGGUUGCUUUCAUAUGGAGAGACACAGUGUUGAAAGUUUAGCUUUAUCAAGGACCUAGUCAUUUCUCCUCCAUCAUGCAAAGGCAUAUGAUAACUUAUGAGACAGAACCUUUGAUAAAGGUUUCUUUUUCCUCUAAUAGUGUCAGUAUCAUCAGCAGAAGGAAGAAGCCCGGACCGUGGAGUUUUUUCAUCAAGAUGAUCCCUCAUAUGGCACUGUGUAAAUUCUUUCCUCUGGUUCUAGUGGGUGUUGUGGUGUUCACUGUGAGUGGGAUCAUUGGAGACCCUCUGUAUGAGUGCCUCCAAGAUACAGACUACAGCGAGCUUCUCGACAUUGUGGAUAAAGGUCUUCCUACCACUAAGACGCCUACUCAUGUAGCAGUCAUCGGUGGGGGCAUCGCUGGUUUGACCGCUGCAAAGUUAUUAGAAGAUGCUGGCCAUAAGGUGACCAUAAUAGAAGCAAGUGACCGAAUUGGAGGACGUGUGGAGACCUUCAGGAACAGAAAAGAAGGCUGGUAUGCAGAAGUGGGUGCCAUGAGGAUCCCCAGCUUUCAUAAGAUUCUGCUUUCCUUUGCCUCCAAAUUACAAAUUUCCCUAAACCACUUCAUCCAAGAUGACAUCAACACCUACUAUUUGGUAAAUGGAGUUUUACAUAAAACCUAUGCUGUGGAAAACAACCCAGGUGUGCUCAACUACAGCUUGAAUGAGAGAGAAAGGGGGAAGUCAGCUGCUCAACUCUUCAGUCAGGCACUGUGGAAGGUGAGGGAUGACCUCAAGACAAUUGGCUGCAGUGCAAUGUUGGAUAAAUAUGAUUCCUACACAGUGAAGGAAUAUCUUGUGAAGGAGGCCAACCUGAGUCGUGGUGCAUUGAGGAUGAUUGGGGACAUCCUGAAUGAAAACAGCCUCUUCUACACAUCACUGAUAGAGAUGCUGUACAUACAGUCAGACAUUAAUGACAACACUGAGUACUUUGAAGUGACAGAUGGCUUUGACCAUCUCCCCCGGGCUUUCUAUCAGGUGUUAAAUGCUACAAUCCUUCUCAACUCAAAGGUCAAGUUGAUCAACCAAACAGGUAACAGCAAUCUAACUAUAACAUACCAGGACUGGCGUAAUUCAGGCUCCCUAACCAACCUAACUGUGGACUAUGCCCUGGUAACGGCCACAGCCAAGGCCACCCUCUUCAUUAACUUCCAACCCCCUCUCUCUGGGGACAAGAUGGAGGCCCUGCGCUCAGUUCAUUACGCCAGCUCCACCAAGGUGAUACUCAGCUUCAGAGAGCGCUUCUGGGAAAAAGAGGGCAUCAGAGGAGGGAAGAGUGUCACAGAUCGGCCCUCUCGUUUCAUCUAUUACCCCAGCCACAGCUUCCCUGGUACAGCCGCAGGGGCCCUUCUUGCAUCUUACACCUGCUCCGACGAUUCCACCCUCUUCCAGGGGAUGAGUGAGAAGGAGCUGAUGGCAGUGGUCCUGGAGGACUUGGUCAAAAUCCAUGGAGAGGUAAUCAGGCAUCUGUGCACAGGGGGGCUGGUGAAGAAGUGGGGCUUGGAUCCUUAUAGUCUGGGAGCCUUUGCACUGUUUACACCCUACCAGCAAGGACACUAUGCCAGAGAAUUGUUCCAGAAUGAGGGACGGGUGCACUUUGCAGGAGAACAUACAGCCACACCUCAUGGGUGGAUUGAAACUGCCAUGAAGUCUGCACUCAGGGCAGCAAAAAAUAUUAACAGCCUUACAGUGUAGUUUUGUUUGUAGCAUUUUUUUUUUUACAUAUGUUCCAACAUUUUCACUCUUACAGGGUGAGUUUGAUACAUUGGUUUAGCAGUAUACCUUGUCUGGUGUAUCUGGUCUAUUAGUGUCAACCCAUUCUGAUAUGAUGUAUAUUUUUUGUAUUAUGUCAUACACAUUGAUCUAGAUACAUAUCUAUUGAUCAGCAGCCACCAGUGACACUUCACACAAAUUAGCAUGAAUGCAAAUAUAGUUAUUAGGCCCAUGAUUGUGAAUGCAGGGUUCUACUGUGUAUAUGAGAUGCUUUAGAGGAUAUUCCAUGAUUUUAUAUCAGAAUAAAACUUAACACAGAAUUA
This is a messenger RNA of Lates calcarifer (barramundi perch), 2357 nucleotides long. It is a transcript of the gene il4i1, whose product is annotated as interleukin 4 induced 1. Gene Ontology annotation, biological process: amino acid catabolic process. Gene Ontology annotation, molecular function: L-amino-acid oxidase activity; polyamine oxidase activity. Lineage: Eukaryota; Metazoa; Chordata; Actinopteri; Centropomidae. The record is from RefSeq and is a predicted model, not a curated record. The coding region runs from base 361 to 2016 and encodes 551 amino acids. The transcript has 8 exons.